AUGACACGUCAAGAACAAGAAGCAAGCUCCAAGGCCAGCGUUCACAGCAAAGCGUCUGCCAUUAAUCUUGAAACUGUUUCGAGUUCCGUAGUUGGAGCCAGUGUCGAGCUUGAUGAAGAGACGAACAGAAAGUUGCUUCGAAAGAUCGAUCGGAAGCUGAUGCCUCUCUGCUUUACCUACGCCCUUCAAUACUACGACAAGGCUAUCCUUAGCCAGGCGGCCAUCUUCGGUUUGCGAGACGAUCUGAAACUCACCACUGGCAUUAGGUACUCCUGGGUAUCUCUUAUCUUCUACUUCGGAUAUAUCGCUGGUACUUAUCCCGCCUCAUUUCUCGCCCAACGAUACCCGAUUCGAAUCGUCUGCACCACCAUCUGCAUUCUAUGGUCUUUUGUCAUACUUUGCACGCCAGCAUGCACUUCCUAUACCGGAAUCCUGAUUAAUCGUUUUAUGCUCGGCCUUAUCGAGGCAGGUGUCUCGCCUAUCUUCAUGCUCGUUGUAGGCCUCUGGUACACCCACUCGGAGCAGGUCGCACGAUCAAGUUGGUGGUAUUCCUGCAGCGGAGGAUCUCUGCUUAUCUCACCCUUGAUCAAUUACGGACUUGGCCAUAUCAAGGGAGGCGCCCUCAACUCGUGGCAGUGGAUGUACAUCAUCGCCGGGCUUGCUACUCUGGUCUGGGGUAUUGCCCUCUGGUGGCUGUUCUCUGAUAGCCCUCAGCAUGCGAAAGGGUUUACAGAAGCCGAGCGCCAUCUUCUCCUAGAGCGAGUGCGAGAAAAUAAUGCCGGGACUGAGGAUAAGCGUUUCAAGUCCUACCAGUUCCGGGAGGCCUUGUUUGACUAUCGCCUUUGGGAUAUUAUGGUUCUAUCUAUCGUGUCCUGCACAGGUUCCGGCGCUGUCACCACCUUUGGAACUAUUGUAUUCAAGGACAUGGGCUUUGACGUGUUUACUUCGCUGUUGCUUAAUCUUCCCAUUGGAGCCCUCGCUUUCAUCUGUGUUCUCGGUUCAGGGUAUAUUGGGAAGAAUGUUCCCAACUCCAGGUUGUAUGUCGUCGUCGGAGCAUCUAUACCUGUCAUGCUUGGUUGUUCCUUGAUAUGGCAACUCCCAGACUCUAACAAGGCAGGACGUAUCAUUGGCUUCUAUCUUGUCAACUUCUUCUCCUCUGCCUGGGUUCAGUGCAUUGGCUUAGGAACUUCCAAUGUUGCUGGACAUACCAAGAAGGCUGUGUAUGCUGCUUCCACAUUCUUGGGUUACUGUCUUGGAAAUAUUAUAGGCCCGCUCAUGUUUGACGCUAAGUUUGCCCCUCGUUAUGACGAAUCGUUUACUGGGAUCAUGAUCUGCUUUGCAGUCUGUGUCUUUGCUGCCCUUGCACUUCGAUGGGCACUUGCUCGAGAAAACAAACAUCGCGAUACAGCCUAUGGUUGUCCUGACCUCAGCCACGGCUUAGAGGACCUGACAGAUCGGGAAAACAAGUCAUUUAGAUACAACCUGUAG
Molecule: messenger RNA, 1488 nt
Organism: Fusarium subglutinans
Lineage: Eukaryota; Fungi; Ascomycota; Sordariomycetes; Hypocreales; Nectriaceae
Product: allantoate permease
Exons: 3
Coding region: 1-1488 (495 amino acids)
Biological process (GO): transmembrane transport
Cellular component (GO): membrane
Molecular function (GO): transmembrane transporter activity
Source: RefSeq, a predicted model, not a curated record